Molecule: messenger RNA, 936 nt
Organism: Orycteropus afer afer
Lineage: Eukaryota; Metazoa; Chordata; Mammalia; Tubulidentata; Orycteropodidae
Product: olfactory receptor 4F15-like
Exons: 1
Coding region: 1-936 (311 amino acids)
Biological process (GO): G protein-coupled receptor signaling pathway
Cellular component (GO): membrane
Molecular function (GO): G protein-coupled receptor activity; olfactory receptor activity
Source: RefSeq, a predicted model, not a curated record
AUGGGUGGACCAAAUGACUCUGUGAUUUCGGAGUUUGUAUUGCUGGGACUCUCCAGUGCAAGGGAAACUAAAGUUUUUCUCACAUUGACCUUCUCCUUACUCUAUUUUGGGAUCAUCCUAGGAAACCUUUUUGUUUUGUUUUUGGUGAUUCUUGAUUCUCACUUGCAUUCCCCGAUGUACUUUCUGCUGGCCAACUUGUCCCUCAUUGAUGUGGGUCUUUCCUCUACCACAGUCCCCAAGAUGAUCACAGACUUUUUGAAUGAAUACAAGGUAAUUUCUUUUCAAGGCUGCAUGAUACAGAUAUGCUUCAUCCACAUCAUAGGAGGAGUGGAGAUGGUGUUACUCAUAGCCAUGGCCAUUGACAGGUACACAGCCAUCUGUAAGCCUCUUCACUACUUGAACAUCAUGAAUCCUAAAAUAUGUAUUUCAUUUGUAGUCUCUGGAUGGGUAACCAGGGUUAUCCAUGCUAUGUUUCAAUUUGGUUUUGUUAUAAAAUUGCCUUUCUGUGGACCUAAUAAAAUAGACAGCUUUUUUUGUGACUUUCCUAGGAUCAUAAAACUUGCAUGCACAGAUGGAGACAAGCUUGAGUUUAUUAUUGCUGCAAACAGUGGGUUCAUAAGCAUGGGCACCUUCUUCCUGCUAGUCUUCUCUUAUGCAUUCAUUUUGGUCACAGUCUGGAAACGUUCUUCAGGUGAUUUGUCCAAAGCAUUUGUCACUUUGUCAUCUCACAUCACUGUAGUUAUUCUUACUUUCACACCAUGCAUGUUUGUUUACUUAUGGCCUUUUCCCACAUCAUCACUUGAUAAAUACCUAUUCAUUGUUGACUUUGCUAUCACCCCUAUAUUGAAUCCUAUCAUCUAUACAUUAAGGAACAAAGACAUAAAGAUAGCAAUAAAAAGAUUGAGCAAACAGCAGUAUUAUCUCAGAUUUUGCUGA